AUGGAGCUAGAGAAAAGCAUCAAGGCUAAUGGCAAUAUGCUAGAGAAAAAAGAAGAGCAAGACAACGAAAAGAAGCAUCAUCAUCCACGAGGAGGCAUCAGAACAUUGCCCUUCAUUCUAGCAAAUGAAGUAUGUGAUAGAUUUGCAGCCUAUGGUUAUUAUUCGAACCUGAUGAGUUACUUGACCCAAGAGCUGAACAUGCCAUCGGUAACGGCCUCUUACACUCUCACAAACUUCGUUGGAACACUUUACCUCACUCCACUUGUUGGUGCUCUCAUUGCUGAGUCAUGUGCCGGGGCAUUUUGGACCAUCACUGUUGGUUCCCUUUUCUAUGAACUGGGUAUGCUUGGUCUUACUAUAUCUGCAUCUUUGCCAUCUCAACGUCCACUACCAUGCCCAACUAAAGUGAAUUGCCAAGAAGCAACAUUCUCGCAGGUGUGGACAUUAUAUCUGUCUCUCCUCCUCCUAUGUCUUGGCUCAGGGGGAAUUAAGCCAUGUGUUAUGCCCUUUUCAGCAGACCAAUUUGAUAUGUCAAAAAGUGGUGUGGCAGCAAGAAAGUGGAACCUUUUCAAUUGGUACUCAUUUUUCAUGGGAUUGGCUCCACUAACUUCUUUGACCAUUGUUGUUUAUAUUCAAGAAAACAUGAGCUGGCGCUGGGGGUUUGGGAUCCCUUCCGUUGCCAUGUUGAUAGCCAUCAUUGCUUUUGUUAUGGGUUCACCACUUUAUAAGAAAGCUAAACCACAGGGGAGUCCCUUGGUUCGAUUGGUUCAAGUCAUUGUUGCAGCUAUGAAAAAGAGGAAGGAGGCUCUUCCAGAUGACCCUAAGCUUUUGUAUCAAAAUAUAGAGCUUGACGCUGCUAUUUCUUUGCAAGGAAGGCUUUUGCACUCAGACCAGUUCAAAUGGUUGGACAAAGCUGCAAUAGUAACAAAUGAGGAGGCCAGUGAUUCAAAAUUAUCACCAAACUUAUGGAGAUUAGCCACUGUCCAUAGAGUUGAGGAGCUAAAAUCAAUGAUUAGAGUGCUUCCCAUUUGGGCAUGCACCAUAUUGCUUGUAACAUCAUCAGCACAUAACAACAGCUUCCUCAUUCAACAAGCUCGUUCAAUGGAUCGUCACUUCAUUCCCUCAUUCCAAAUUCCACCAGCCAGUAUGCAGAUUUUUAGUGUUCUUACCAUGAUGAUUGGGGUUAUAGUAUAUGAACGCCACUUUGUUCCCUUUGCUCGUAGAUUCACAGGGAACCCUUCUGGCAUCACAUGCCUACAGAGAAUGGGAGUAGGCCUUGUGAUUAACACAAUAGCCACCCUUAUUUCAGCACCUAUUGAGAUAAAAAGGAAAGCUGCUGCUGCAAAGUACCAUUUAUUGGAUAACCCUGCAGCUACUAUUCCUAUUAGUGUGUUUUGGUUGGUACCUCAGAUUUGUCUACAUGGUAUGGCUGAGGUUUUCAUGUCUAUUGGACAUUUGGAGUUUCUCUAUGAUCAGUCACCUGAAAGCUUGAGAAGCAGUGCAAUGGCUCUUUUUUGUUUUUCCAUAUCCGUUGGGAGCUACUUAGGUACUGUGCUGGUAUCUUUAGUUCAUAAGUGUACUAGUAAGGAAAGGAAUUGGCUCCCUGAUAGGAACCUCAAUAGGGGUAGAUUAGAAUACUUUUACUUGCUUCUUAGUGGGAUUCAAGUCAUAAAUCUCAUUUAUUAUGUCAUAUGUGCUUGGUUUUACACUAGCAAGCCCUUGGAAGAAAUAACUGAAAUAUACAGGGAAGAAGAUUUGGAACAGGCCAAAGAUAAAAUAUUGCUACCUGAAAGUGAUGGUAAGGAGGAGCAACAGAGGAAACUUACCAAAGAUGAUGAAUAA
Messenger RNA from Gastrolobium bilobum, 1842 nucleotides. RefSeq names its product protein NRT1/ PTR FAMILY 3.1-like. Gene Ontology annotation, molecular function: transmembrane transporter activity. Lineage: Eukaryota; Viridiplantae; Streptophyta; Magnoliopsida; Fabales; Fabaceae. The coding region runs from base 1 to 1842 and encodes 613 amino acids. The transcript is spliced from 4 exons. Gene Ontology annotation, cellular component: plasma membrane. The record is from RefSeq and is a predicted model, not a curated record. Gene Ontology annotation, biological process: transmembrane transport.